UGGAAACAGAGUAGGAGUUUAGGUUCUGAAGUGAAGGGUGCGGGCAGAGAGGGCAGCAGGGUGCCCGUCCGGGGGGUAUGCACGCUGGGAGCGGCACUCUCUAGACCCGCCUUGUGAUCAGCUGGUCUCUUAUCUGCCGGGCACAUAUGCACUCACUGGAGAUAGCCGCUGUCCCAGUGCGGAUGUGCAGAGAGAAGUGUAGGUCAUGCACCUCCUGUGAUCUUGUGUGACACAUACACUAGGGAAGGAGCGUCCUGGUAUGAAGCGCGUCCAUUCCAUAGCCCCGUGUACACACUCCAGUGUGACCCGGUAUGCGGACAUAAGCGCGUCUAUGAGUCCGUCUAGUCUAUGAGGCUGCGUCUUCCGUGCAGAUCCGACUGCUGGGGCUUGAAGACAUGAUGCCCGGGUCUAGAUGGGCAGUGUGUGCGCUCCUCGUCCUGGUCCUGGUACUCGAUCGCCCUAUUGAUGCCAGUUCUCCGGACCUGGCGCCGCAGGAGCCCAACUUCAACGGGCAUGAACAUCAUGGGGUCACCGAUAAGCCACACGGCACCGGCAAUGUCACCAGUAGCCAUAGACACCGCAAGCUGUUCCCGGUGGUGGGCAUGGAUUACGACUACAUUAGAGAGCCCUUUGAGAUCGCCUUGUGGAUCCUGCUGGCCUGUCUGAUGAAGCUGGGUUUCCAUGUGAUCCCUACUUUGUCCAAUGUUGUCCCGGAGAGCUGUCUGCUGAUUGUUGUUGGCCUCCUGGUUGGAGGCCUUAUUAAGGCUGUUGGUGAAACUCCUCCAGUCUUGAAGUCAAAUGUCUUUUUUCUUUACCUUUUGCCACCUAUCAUCUUAGAUGCUGGGUAUUUCCUUCCACUGCGAUCCUUCUCAGAAAAUGUAGGAACAAUUCUAAUAUUUGCGGUGGUGGGUACACUCUGGAAUGCUUUCUUCAUAGGCUCUCUGUUGUAUGGUGUGUGCCAGAUCAGUGGGGCAGCACUAAAAGAUGUAGGACUCUUGGAUAACUUGCUGUUCGGUAGUAUCAUUUCGGCUGUUGAUCCUGUUGCUGUCUUGGCUGUAUUUGAAGAAAUCCACAUCAACGAGUUACUCCACAUCUUGGUGUUUGGAGAGUCCUUACUUAAUGAUGCCGUCACUGUGGUUUUGUACCAUCUCUUCGAAGAGUUUUCUAGCUUGGAUCAAGUGGCAUUCCGUGAUAUCGCCCUUGGGUUCCUGAGUUUCUUUGUUGUCUCCCUUGGAGGGCUGUUUGUAGGACUUGUAUACGGCCUAAUCGCAGCCUUCACUUCCCGCUUCACAUCCCACAUCAGAGUUAUUGAGCCGUUGUUUGUUUUUCUCUAUAGUUAUAUGGCUUACAUGUCUGCAGAACUCUUCCAUCUCUCCGGAAUUAUGUCUCUUAUUGCCUCAGGAGUAGUAAUGCGACCUUAUGUUGAGGCUAACAUUUCCCACAAGUCUCAUACUACAAUCAAAUAUUUCCUGAAGAUGUGGAGCAGUGUCAGUGAGACCUUAAUCUUCAUCUUCCUAGGGGUCUCCACUGUGGCUGGACCCCACUCUUGGAAUUGGAUUUAUGUAAUCAGUACGCUAAUAUUCUGUCUGGUAGCACGUGUACUAGGUGUUAUGAGCUUGACUUGGUUUAUUAACAGGUUCCGCAUAGUCAAAUUGACAACCAAAGACCAGUUUAUUAUUGCAUACGGUGGCUUGCGAGGUGCCAUUGCGUUCUCUCUGGGAUAUUUAUUGCAUAGUCCAAACAGACUGAUGUUCCUCACUGCAAUAAUAACAGUCAUAUUCUUCACAGUGUUUGUACAGGGAAUGACAAUUCGACCUCUGGUGGAACUUUUAGCUGUUAAAAAGAAGCAGGAGACCAAGCGUUCAAUAAAUGAAGAGAUUCAUACUCAGUUCCUUGACCAUCUUCUGACUGGAAUUGAAGACAUAUGUGGUCACUUUGGCCAUCAUCACUGGAAGGACAAAUUGAACCGCUUUAACAAAACUUAUGUGAAGAAGUGCCUUAUUGCAGGAGAGAGGUCCACCGAGCCACAGCUUAUUGCCUUUUAUCAUAAAAUGGAGAUGAAGCAUGCAAUCGAAUUGGUAGAGAGUGGUGGCAUUGGGAAGAUCCCAUCUGCUGUAUCUACUGUAUCCAUGCAGAAUAUUCAGCCAAAGCCUAAGCCAUUAGUUAGAGUAAUUCCAUCACUUUCAAAAGUAAAAGAGGAGGAGAUCCGCAAGAUCCUACGCAACAAUCUUCAAAAAACACGACAAAGGCUACGCUCUUAUAACCGGCAUACAUUGGUUGCUGAUCCAUACGAAGAAGCUUGGAACCAGAUGUUACUUAGAAGACAAAAAAUGCAUCAAGUAGAUCACCGGGCUGCAAAUUAUUUAACUGUUCCUGCGCACAAGUUGGAUUCGCCCACUCUUUCCAGAGCACGUGUUGGUUCAGAUCCUGUCGCUUAUGAACCAAAGUCAGAUUCUGAGAAUCUUCCAGUAAUCACCAUUGACCCAGCUUCCCCUGAGUCUGUGGAUCUUAUUGAUGAGACACAAGAGGAAGGUGAUAAUGAUGGUGGGAUCACUAUGGUUGCCAGAGAGCCCCCUUCACCUGGGGCAGAUGAUGUGUUUGAUCCCAGCGAAAGCCCAAACACACAACGCUUGCAAAGAUGUCUGAGUGAUCCUGGACCCCAUCCUGAAGAAAACCAGCCUUUUCUCCCUAAGGCAAAGUGAUCAUUAUGUAACUGGACUGAAACAGAUGACACAGGCAAUAGUCAUUCACCCUCUUCGUGCUUUCCCUCCCAAUGUGCUUGCAUUUAUGCUUUCUAAUUCGUUCUUUCAGGGGGAAAUACUAUUUUCCACCACUAAACCGCAACCAAUACCUUAUACAGUAGGGAUCGAGGCUUUUAAACGCAUCCUCAUCAAUAUUGUUGUUUGCUGCAAUAUCUUGUUUGAACAUGGAACACAACAGAUUGUGUUAAAGAGUCGUAGGGGGGUUCCACUCUUCUGAAAAGCCAUCCUGGCCAGUCCUUAAAUAUGCUCUUGCUGGCUUGACUGACAUCCCUCAGGAUGGGUAAAUCAUUUCAAGCCAGCUCCGGGAGCACAGUGAAGCAAGCAAUACUACCUGCGGCUUAUUUUGCACUUGUGCCAGAUGCUGCCAGAAAUUCUUGCUAUGGCAUAUUCCAGCCAGUGAGACGUUCGCUUAGGAGGGAGACAGACAGUGUUUCUUUCCAUUAGAGUGGCUCCACUCCAUGUCUCUUCACUGCUAUGGCACAUGCUACUUUAUAACUCCAUUGUAUAACUUAUACUGCAACAAACACUUUGUAUAAGGGCAUCUUUAAAACCCCAUUAGCUUCUCGUGUAGUGGCAUGGUGGCAGUUUAGGGGCCUGUAAUUGUUCCCAUGGCAGGCCUUAAAUUCCAGAAUUUAUCACCUAUUUAUUAUGUUGUUUUUUUUUUUUUUUUGCCUUUAUUGCCAUAUUUUUAUAUUUUGUUAUUUUAUAUUUCUAACCAAAGAAAUUUAAAUUGCUCUAUAUUUGGUUUCUUAUAUAGUUUAUUUUAUUGCUCUCUUUUUAUAUACGUGGUGAUGGGUCUUAUGCUGGUGUUAUGCCAAUAAUCAUUUGCUAAAAACAGAUCCAAGCACUGAGGUUUAUGAAAAAUAUCAGUCAUAUCAAAAUAUCGACGUGAAAAACUUUAAGCUUGCCUUAUAGCUGCCUAUUCUGUUCAUGUGAAUGUAUGAAUACUCCAAUACACAUGCACACUAAUGUAACCCUGAUAAUCUCCUCCCCCACACACACACACACAUACCAGCAGUAAACAUGUAAACCAUCAAGGUACUCCAGCUUUAUGGCCAGUGUUGAAAAUGCUUCCCUUCCCUACCCCUUUCAUAGGGUACAAGUCACAUUACUAGAGUGGAACAUUUAAUUUACCUAUGGGUGUAUUGGAACAUGUGCUUGGCAUUUUGUCACUGUCAAUAGAUGUGAAUUAUAAGCUAACUAGAUGGACCAUGGGUCUCUCAUAAAAAUGCCAGUUAGUGUGCAGUCACCUUUAGGGAACAAGCACCUCCUAAGCAGCACUGAUUCUACAGUUGAGGACAGAUGAUUGUGCAAUAAUGUUUGUGAACACUAGUGUAAAGGAGAUACCCGCAUGCAUCAUGUGCCUUUGCUCUGCACAUAGAAGAAUGUGUCAAAGGUGAGCAGGGGAGAAGUGUGUACAUUCACUGCUGUGCAGAGAUGCCUCUGCAUGCACAGUUCUCCCACACGGUGGUUUUUACAGCCUACUGUAUAAAGGUGAAUAGUUUUUGUGGUGUCUGUAUGAGGACUAUGGAAGACAUUUCUUUUAGUAAAUAAAUGUAUGAUUUUUU
Messenger RNA from Hyla sarda, 4330 nucleotides. It is a transcript of the gene SLC9A1, whose product is annotated as solute carrier family 9 member A1. Gene Ontology annotation, biological process: regulation of pH; proton transmembrane transport; sodium ion transport. The transcript is spliced from 12 exons. Gene Ontology annotation, cellular component: membrane. NCBI's taxonomy places the organism in Eukaryota, Metazoa, Chordata, Amphibia, Anura, Hylidae. The record is from RefSeq and is a predicted model, not a curated record. Bases 396 to 2702 code for a protein of 768 amino acids. Gene Ontology annotation, molecular function: sodium:proton antiporter activity.